Messenger RNA from Scomber japonicus (chub mackerel), 1404 nucleotides. RefSeq names its product HtrA serine peptidase 3b (gene htra3b). The record is from RefSeq and is a predicted model, not a curated record. Gene Ontology annotation, biological process: proteolysis. Lineage: Eukaryota; Metazoa; Chordata; Actinopteri; Scombriformes; Scombridae. The coding region runs from base 1 to 1404 and encodes 467 amino acids. Gene Ontology annotation, molecular function: serine-type endopeptidase activity; protein binding. The transcript is spliced from 10 exons. Gene Ontology annotation, cellular component: extracellular region.
AUGCAGCUCAUCCUGUACACAGCCGUGUUCCUUUACCUCAAGCAGUCUGCCAGUGCUGAACCCAAAGCCAAGUGCCCAACACGUUGCGAUGUAAGUACCUGUCCGAGCCCCAGCUGCCCCAGCGGGUACGUGCCGGACCGCUGCAACUGCUGCCUGGUGUGCGCUCAGGGAGAAAGGGAGCCGUGCGGCCGCAAAGACGACCUGCCGUGCGGGGACGGACUGGAGUGCAAACACCCGGCAAACAAACGGCUUUCUAAAGGCUUCUGUCAGUGCAAGUUCAACCACGAAGUGUGCGGCAGCGACGGGAAGACGUACGGUAACGUGUGCCAGCUGAAGGCGACCAGCAGGAAGGCUCUGCAGCAGGGACAGCCAGGCGUCACCCAGAUCCAGAAGGGACCAUGUGAGACCAGCAUAGGUCCUUCAAAUGCUGUCAGUCCUCGUUACAAGUUCAACUUCAUAGCUGACGUGGUGGAGAAAAUCGCUCCUGCUGUGGUCCACAUCGAGCUCUUCCUCAGACAUCCUCUCUAUGGUCGGAACAUCCCUCUGUCUAGUGGAUCUGGGUUUGUGAUGUCAGACAAUGGACUGAUUGUUACCAAUGCCCAUGUAGUCUCCAGCACCGCUCCAGUGUCCGGUCAACAGCACCUUAAGGUCCAGAUGCAUAAUGGUGAUGUCUAUGAAGCCAGUAUCAAAGACAUUGACAAAAAGUCAGACAUUGCAACCAUCAAAAUCAACGCACAGACAAAGCUGUCCAUAUUGUUUCUGGGUCACAGUGCAGACCUGAGGCCCGGGGAGUUUGUGGUUGCUAUUGGCAGUCCCUUCGCCCUGCAGAACACCGUCACCACUGGCAUUGUCAGUACCGCACAGAGAGACGGCAAGGAGCUGGGCCUCAGGGACUCUGACAUGGACUACAUCCAGACGGAUGCUAUUAUCAAUUAUGGGAAUUCAGGAGGACCUCUAGUCAAUUUGGAUGGCGAGGUGAUCGGCAUCAACACCCUUAAGGUGGCAGCAGGAAUCUCGUUUGCAAUUCCCUCUGACAGAAUCACUCGCUUCCUCAACGAGUCGCUCGACAAGCACAGUAAAGAGGUGAGGUCACUAAAGAAGCGCUUCAUUGGGAUAAGGAUGCUGACCAUCACAACAGCGCUCAUUGAGGAAUUAAAACAGCAGAACCCAGACUUCCCUGAUGUCACUAGUGGGAUCUAUGUCCAUGAGGUUGUUCCUCACUCACCUGCACAGAAAGGUGGUAUCAGAGAUGGUGACAUUAUAGUGAAACUGAACGGCAAACCUUUGAUGACUACAGCUGACUUGCAGGGGGCGCUGCAGGAGGAAACGGCCCUGCUGCUGGAGGUCAGGAGGGACAACGACGACCUGCUCUUUAACAUUGAACCUGAUGUGAUCAUGCAGUAG